GAUCUACACAGCCGCAUGGUCCCAUAAUAUCCAACUAGUCCAUUAGAUGAUUUUAUGAUUACGGAGCACUUAACCAUGCCCCCUCGCCGCUGUCCAUUCUGCGACAUCGCCGCCACACACCCACCAACCCCCACCUCAGCAUACCUCCCUAGACCAGACCAAGAGUCACAACCAACAAUACCACCAUCGACAUCAACACUAAGCCCGGGAGAAGAAGGUCACGCCUUUCUCGUUCUUUCAACGAAGUAUGUCUUGGCCUUUCUGGACAUUAUGCCCCUGACGGCGGGCCAUCUCCUCGUUGUCCCGAGAGAGCACCAUGGGAAAUUGUCAGAGGUUGGAGUGAGGAUUAGUCGUGAGCUGGGUCAAUGGCUCCCCAUCCUCUCGCGCGCGGUGAUGAGGACCAUAUUUGGGGAAAGCACAGAGGCAAAUCCUAAUACGGACGAGAGCUGGAAUUGGAAUGUUGUUCAAAACAAUGGCGUGGGCGCCGCACAAGUCGUCCCACACGUGCACUUCCACAUCGUGCCUCGACCGCCCCUCGGUGCGGCGAGUACAUCUGCGAAGAUGAGCUUCAUUAUGUUUGGGAGAGGGCAGCGGGAUGACUUGGAUGACGACGAGGCGGAGAAGCUGGCGGGGGAGUUGAGGGGGGAGGUGGCGAGGGAGGUGGCUCGGAUUCGGGAGGCGGAGGGGAUUGAUUUGGAUGCUGUUGAUGAGGGUGGGAAUGGGAGGGGGAGGUUAUGAAUCAGUUACGAGGUAAGUAUUCGCUGAAUAUUGGGUCUACGUUAGACAAUAUAGGUAGAGUAUAAUUUGAAAUGUGGGUGUGGAUUCUAUUACCUUGUCUGCUUUUUUUAUCUUAUAUCCUCUAUAAUAUACUGACAUCCUUCCAGAAGUGCAUUUUACCUGGCAGUCAGAUCUCCCGGAUAUAAGACUCAUGCAUAUCAUUGUGGAGAGAAUGGAAUUUUUGUGGCGGCUUUUGGAGUGUCGAGUUUCAUGAACCACUGGAAACCUGUCAGUUCUAGGCCCAAAGCCAAAUGUAAAUAGAGCCUAACUAGAUAUACCUUUCUUCUGAACGGAUUUAGUU
Aspergillus calidoustus is the source of this 1078-nucleotide messenger RNA. The record is from the annotation of a GenBank genome assembly. NCBI's taxonomy places the organism in Eukaryota, Fungi, Ascomycota, Eurotiomycetes, Eurotiales, Aspergillaceae.